This is a messenger RNA of Monascus purpureus, 2808 nucleotides long. NCBI's taxonomy places the organism in Eukaryota, Fungi, Ascomycota, Eurotiomycetes, Eurotiales, Aspergillaceae. The record is from the annotation of a GenBank genome assembly.
AUGUCUUCCAUGCGUGGAUUGGUCCAGUUCAUCGCAGACUUGCGGAAUGCGCGAGCCCGCGAACUGGAGGAGAAGCGGGUGAAUAAAGAACUGGCCAACAUCCGGCAGAAGUUCAAGGCAGGCAAUCUCAAUGGCUAUCAGAAGAAGAAAUACGUCUGCAAGUUGCUCUACGUCUACAUACAAGGGUACGAUGUCGAUUUCGGUCACCUCGAGGCGGUUAAUCUGGUCUCUUCCACCAAAUAUUCCGAGAAGCAGAUUGGGUACCUGGCGGUCACACUCUUCUUUCAUGAACAACAUGAGCUGCUGCAUCUCGUCGUCAACAGCAUUCGGAAGGAUCUACUCGAUUAUAAUGAGUUGAACAACUGCUUGGCCUUGCAUGCAGUUGCUAAUGUAGGUGGGAAAGAAAUGGGAGAGGCCCUGGGUACUGACGUUCACCGGCUUCUGAUCUCACCGACCUCAAAGGCCUUUGUUAAGAAGAAGGCAGCUUUAACCCUCCUCCGUUUAUACCGCAAGUAUCCUGGUAUUGUACAGAAUGAGUGGGCGGAACGAAUAAUCUCUUUAAUGGAUGACCCGGAUAUGGGCGUAACCUUGUCAGUCACGUCUCUCAUUAUGGCCCUUGCCCAAGAUAAGCCAGAGGAAUACAAAGGCUGCUACGUAAAAGCUGCCCAACGCUUGAAGAAGGUCGUCAUCGAUAACGAUAUGUCAGUCGAUUAUCUUUACUACCGUGUGCCAUGUCCCUGGAUCCAAGUGAAGUUGCUGCGUCUCCUUCAGUACUACCCACCUUCUGAGGACACCCGUGUCCGGGAGAUCAUCCGAGAGUCGUUACAACGAAUCAUGCACGUCGCAAUGGAGAUGCCGAGAAAUGUCCAGCAGAACAAUGCUCAAAAUGCUGUUUUAUUCGAAGCUAUCAACCUUCUUAUUCACCUAGAUACAGAGCACAGUCUUAUGAUGCAAAUAUCUUCCCGGCUGGGUAAAUACAUCCAAUCGCGCGAGACCAAUGUCCGGUACCUCGGCCUAGAUGCUAUGACCCAUUUUGCAGCCCGGGCAGAGACACUCGAUCCUAUCAAGAAGCACCAGAAUAUCAUUUUGGGCUCCCUCCGUGAUCGGGAUAUCAGCGUUCGCCGCAAGGGACUGGAUCUUGUCUACAGCAUGUGUGAUACAUCGAAUGCAGGCCCGAUAGUUAAUGAGCUUUUGCGGUAUCUCCAGACAGCUGACUAUGCGAUACGCGAGGAGAUGGUGCUAAAGAUCGCAAUCCUUACAGAGAAGUAUGCUACUGAUGCGCAAUGGUACAUUGACAUGACCUUGAAGCUUCUGUCCCUGGCUGGCGACCACGUGAAUGAAGAGGUCUGGCAACGAGUGAUUCAGAUCGUUACCAACAAUGAAGAAUUGCAGGCAUACGCUGCACAGAUUCUCAUCGGUUAUCUGAAAGUCGACUGCCAUGAAAGCUUGGUGAAAAUCGGAAGCUAUGUUCUGGGCGAGUUUGGCCACCUGAUAGCUGAUAACCCGGGAUCAAGUCCCAUUGAGCAGUUCCUAACCUUGCAGGCGAAGAUGUUCUCUUGCUCCGAUAACACACGGGCUAUGAUCUUAUCAUCCUUCGUCAAAUUUGUUAAUCUAUUCCCUGAAAUCAAGCCACAGCUUCUGCACAUAUUCCGCUUGUACAGUCAUUCGCCCGAUUCCGAGCUACAGCAACGCGCUUUUGAAUAUCUAUCAUUGGCCACGCAGCCGACAGAUGACCUUCUCCGAACCGUUUGCGACGAAAUGCCUCCUUUCUCAGAGCGUGCGUCAAUUCUUCUGUCUCGUCUUCACCAGAAGACCGCUGGCACUUCCGAGAAGAAGACAUGGGUUGUGGGCGGUAAAGAUGCCAAUGCGGAUAAGAGCGAAGUCAUGAUGGCACAGAAUACUGGACUGAAGCGCUCGUUUACAACAAUCGCUAAUGGUGCCAAUGGCACUUCGAAUGGAAAACUCAAGUCAAGUGCAUCAGGCGAUCUGGUUGGCCUUGAUCUUAGUGCUCCGUCUACCCCGGCCCCUAACUUAGCCAGUGCAGCGCAUCUAACGCCUGAUUGGGAUAUUGGGUACAAUCGGCUAUUCUUCUCUGACGAGGGCGUACUGUUUGAAGACGUGCAGAUUCAGGUCGGCAUGCGGUCGGAGUACCGCGGGCAUUUGGGUGUUGUGAAACUUUACUUCAGUAAUAAAUCGCCGUAUCCUGUGGGAUCAUUUACGACGACACUGGACAACUCCGAGGCCACGAACCUAAAAAUCGAUACGAAGAGCCUUCCCGAGUCUCCGAUCCCGGCCGCCGGUCAAACCCAGCAGACGAUCUUUGUUGAAUCCCAUGGGCCAUUUUCUGAACCACCUACCAUCCGUAUCUCGUACUUAGCUGGAGCACUUCAGGCCUACACUUUACGGCUACCAAUUUUGAUGCACCGAUAUAUGGAACCGUCGUCAUUGAGUGCAGAAGACUUCUUCAAGCGGUGGAGGCAAAUCGGCGGGCCGCCAUUGGAGGCACAACACACCUUUGGCGUUGCGAAGGGGAAGUCCAUCGAUGAUGUAUUCACCAGAAGAGUUGUUGAAGGCUUUCAAUGGAAGAUUCUGGAUGGCGUGGAUCCCAUCUCGAAGAACGUUGUUGGUUGUGGCGUGUAUGAAUCUAGCGAAGGAAAAACGGGUUGCCUUCUACGGUUGGAGCCCAAUUAUGAGAAAAAUAUGUACCGAAUCACGAUCCGUGCCACUCAGGAGGCAGUCCCGCAGGCCCUGAUGAAGCAGAUGGAGCAGAAAUUGUCACAGGGGAUAAACAGGGAGAAGUAUGUGUAG